UUCCAUCAACCACUUUGGUGGAACAAGAAAUAGAUAUCUCGUUGUCCUUUAACCACCUAAUACCACUACAACCACCGCGCCCACCACCACCAUCUUGACCAACUCUAGCCGCCAUAGCCCUCAAUCUUCAAGCCCAAAGAAAUGCGUGACAACCCACCCCCUUCAACUGCAGCUGAUCUGGUGACGGACCCCGAUAUGCCUUCCACAAUUGCCUGUGACUUCCCUGAUGAACUCCCCUCCUCUUCUCUUUUCGACUGGUCCGAUUUUCUCGAUUUCGAGCUUGAUGAUAGUAUAAAUCUGUCCUUUGAGCCCACCGACCCACAACAAAAUAUCCCGCUCCCAGAUUCGGAACUUGAAGCUGGAGUUGAACGGGGUCAAAGUCAAGAGACUGAUAUUUUUGGUCGGGUCAGGAAGAGGGACCCGAGGUUGGUUUGUCCAAACUUUUUGGCGGGUCGAAUCCCCUGCGAGUGCCCGGAGCUAGACGAGAAGCUGGAGGCGGAGGAGACUGGCGGUGUUCUCCCGGGGAAGAAGAGGGUCCGGUCUGUGAGAGUUUCAGGUGGAGCCGCGCCGGCUCGUUGUCAGGUGCCGGAGUGCGAAGCAGAUAUUAGUGAGCUCAAAGGGUAUCAUAAGAGGCACAGAAUUUGCUUGCGAUGUGCAAACGCCAGCUCGGUGGUUCUUGACGGGGAGAGCAAGAGAUAUUGCCAGCAGUGUGGAAAGUUUCAUAUUUUGUCAGAUUUUGAUGAGGGAAAACGGAGUUGUCGGAGAAAAUUAGAACGUCACAAUAACAGACGCCGAAGAAAACCCAAUGAUGCCAAAGGCAGUUUUGAGAUGGAACCUCAACAGGUCACCUUAGCUGAUAAUGUUGGAGGCGAUGAUGACACUCUGAAAGAUAUGAUACACUUGAGCAGUCAAAUGCCAGAAAGGGAAAUUGUUAUAGAGUCGGAAGGGCAUGCAUCAACACUAAGCUCGGCUCUUGGUUCCCAAAAUAUCCCAAGUAAAAGUGUAUUAUCUGCGGACUUUGUUGAAACUCACCAUGAUGAGGAUAAGGAGAACCCAAAAUACACGAACUCCACAUCCUGUCGUGAUAACAAGAGUGUUUUCUCUUCUUUGUGUCCUACUGGUCGAAUCUCCUUCAAGCUCUACGAUUGGAACCCUGCAGAGUUUCCUCGGCGACUUCGGCAUCAAAUAUUUGAAUGGUUGACUAGCAUGCCCGUUGAAUUGGAAGGGUAUAUCCGUCCGGGUUGUACAAUUUUGACUGCUUUUGUUGCAAUGCCAAAGUUUAUGUGGGUUAAGUUAUUGGAGGAGUCUGCUGUACGUAUACAAGACCUUGUUGUCUCACCUGGAAACAUGUUAUCUGGAAGAGGCACGAUGCUUGUGUAUCUUAAUGACAUGAUAUUUCGUGUCUCAAAAGAUGGUGCUUCUGUAGUGAAAGUCAAGGUCAAGGGACAAGCUCCAAAGAUUCAUUAUAUUCAUCCAACAUGCUUUGAGGCUGGCAAGCCUUUAGAAUUCAUUGCCUGUGGAAGUAAUCUACUUCAACCAAAAUUUCGGUUUCUUGUAUCCUUUGCUGGCCGGUACCUGGCAUAUGAUAUUAGCGUUUCAUCGAUUUCUUGCGAGAAUGAAGGGAACAGCAACAGUUUAGACCAUCAAUUAUUAAAGAUACAUGUCCCUCAUACUGACCCUGAUAUUUUUGGCCCAGCAUUUAUUGAGGUUGAGAAUCAGUCUGGCUUAUCCAACUUCAUUCCAAUUCUUAUUGGGGACAAACCAAUUUGUGAAGAAAUGGCGAUAAUGCAACAAAAGUUUGAUACUUCUCUUUGCUCUGAUGGGCACCAGUUUGCAGAUCCAACAUUGGCAUGUGAAGUUUAUGCCUUAAGAAAGACAGAAUAUUACGAGUUUUUGUUGGAAGUUGCAUGGUUGCUCAAGGACCCCGUGUUAGAGCUUCAUUUGACGGUUGCUCAGAUACAAAGAAUCAACUACUUAUUGAACUUUUUGAUUGAAAGAGGGUCGACAGUCAUUUUAUACAGAGUAUUGUCCCACAUGAAAACUGUAAUGGAUAAGUAUUUGGUUACGGGUGUUCCUGAUGCUGAUAUGAUUCUACUUUGGAAGAUUUUGAAUAAUGCAAGAACUAUACUUUGUCAGAAAUUACAGGAAAAAGACUACACAGUGACGCUGACGCGUGUGACAGAUGGAAAUGAUUUAAGUCAAACUUCCCAAAAUGAUCUUCGAAUUGAUGUUCAAUUUUCCAAUCAGGGUUCGGAAAAGACGGCGAAGGAUAAUUUUGAGGCCAGAAUAUUUUCAUCUCCUCUUGAUGAAAGUGCAACAAUUCCUCUUUUGAGUCAAGAAGUGGUCACAAGCCUAAAUUCAAAGGGAAGGCCAGGAAAGCCAUGCAGUCGCUUAUUUACGAAAACAUUUUUGAUUUCUCGACCUGUUAUCUUUGCAAUUGUUGCUAUCAGUGUUUGUUCUGGUAUAUGUGCAGUCAUCCUCCACCCUCAGAGAGUUGUUGAGCUUGGGACGACUCUACGGAGGUGUCUGUUCAAUAACUGAUUGUAUUCAUCACAUAACUGAUCCAAAAUGUGCACCGUGUAGGAUUCGAGUUCAUUGCACCAGCAUAUCAAAGCCACUUUCUCGACAUUGAUUGCCAAAUUGAGUACGAGCACGAUUGUGGCUUCUGGGUAAGUGCUCAUAGUGUUGCUUCCAUCAACCUUGAGAAUCUGGAUCAGAUAUGAUGGAGAGGAGUUUUAUAGUUCCUGGUUUCGUACUCUGGUGUACCUCUCUACCUUCUGAUGUAUUGUAACUUUAUAGGUCAGUAGUUAUUUUGUACAGUUAUUUGGAUGAUAACUAAUUUGUUUUAAAUGAGAUGGCAAUGUUAAUAAUUUGUAGUAGUAAAUAUAAUACUUUGUGAUUUG
This is a messenger RNA of Olea europaea var. sylvestris, 2903 nucleotides long. RefSeq names its product squamosa promoter-binding-like protein 7. Gene Ontology annotation, molecular function: DNA binding. The coding region runs from base 142 to 2541 and encodes 799 amino acids. Lineage: Eukaryota; Viridiplantae; Streptophyta; Magnoliopsida; Lamiales; Oleaceae. Gene Ontology annotation, cellular component: nucleus. The record is from RefSeq and is a predicted model, not a curated record. The transcript is spliced from 10 exons.